Messenger RNA from Rotaria sp. Silwood1, 1197 nucleotides. The record is from the annotation of a GenBank genome assembly. Lineage: Eukaryota; Metazoa; Rotifera; Eurotatoria; Philodinida; Philodinidae.
AUGACAACAACGUCCAAUAGUUUACAAAAAUUAGUUGGAGAAAAAUUAAUUAGAGAUAUGUUACGAUGUGAAUCUGUUCGACAAAAAGAACGAAAUGAUUGGAAAGUUCUUGUUAUGGAUCGUUUAGCAACACGAAUUAUAUCUGCAUCAUGUAAAAUGCAUGAUAUUAUGUCUGAAGGAAUAACAAUUGUAGAAGAUAUUAUGAAAAAACGUGAACCAUUAGGAAUGCUUGAAGCUGUUUAUUUUAUUCAACCAAAUGAACAAUCAAUUAACGAACUUAUUAAUGAUUUUGAUAAAGUAAAUGCAAUAGUACCAAAAUAUAAAGCAGCACAUGUCUUUUUUACUGAAGCAUGCAAUCCUGAUUUAUUUACAAAAUUAACUCAAUCAAAAUGUGCAAAAUAUAUCAAAACAUUACGAGAAGUUAAUAUUGCCUUUUUGCCAUAUGAACGUCAAGUUUUUACACUUGAUUCACCUGAAACAUUUUCAAUUGCAUAUGAUCCAUCACAAUCUCAUCGACGAGCUGCACAUUUAGAAGUUAUUGCUGAACAAAUUGCAACAUUAUGUGCAACACUUGGUGAAUAUCCAACAAUACGCUAUCGAUGUGAAAAUGAAAAAAUGCUUGAAUUUGCACAUGCUGUACAACAAAAACUUAAUCAAUAUAAAGCUGAUGAUGCAACAAUGGGUGAAGGUGGUGAUAAAGCAAAAUCAGUUUUACUUUUAUUGGAUCGUGGUUUUGAUGCUGUUUCACCAUUACUUCAUGAACUAACAUUCCAAGCUAUGUCACAUGAUUUAUUAAAAAUUGAAAAUGAUGUUUUUGAAUAUGAAGCUCAAACAGCUGCGGCAGAUCCAAAAUUAAAUGCAGGACAAAAACAAAAAGUUUUAUUAGAUGAAAAUGAUGAACUUUGGACUGAACUUCGUCAUCAACAUAUUGCUGUUGUUACACAGAGUAUCACAAAAAAAAUUAAAGAUUUUGCAAUACAAAAACGUGUUAAAGAAACUGAAAAAGGUGACCGUACAACAAUGAAAGAUCUUUCAUUAAUGAUUAAAAAAAUGCCACAAUAUCAAAAAGAAUUAAAUGCAUAUGCACUUCAUUUUAAUAUUGCUGAACAAUGUAUGAAUGCAUAUAAUCGAGGUUCAGGAGAAAGAAUAUGUACUGUUGAACAGGUAAGAGAAUAUUUAUUUUUUUAUUCAAUAUAA